Cynara cardunculus var. scolymus (artichoke) is the source of this 985-nucleotide messenger RNA. RefSeq lists its product as uncharacterized. The transcript is spliced from 3 exons. NCBI's taxonomy places the organism in Eukaryota, Viridiplantae, Streptophyta, Magnoliopsida, Asterales, Asteraceae. The coding region runs from base 170 to 697 and encodes 175 amino acids. The record is from RefSeq and is a predicted model, not a curated record.
ACAUAAUCACUAGAAACACUUGAGUUGAAAACCAACCUCCCCUUCACUGCCAACUUACUUCAAUCUUGGACACUUCCAAAAAGCUCGUAGCAGAUUGGAAUCUUAGCAACACAGAAUUCGAUUUUUAUUCGGAUCUUUUGGAUCGAAGAUUGGAUCGGAGAGGAUAAGAAUGGACCAAUCUGUUCAGACAUAUGAUAAAGAAUGCAUGAAGAUGGCCAUGUUGAAGCAUGAACAAACCUUCAAAGAACAGGUAUAUGAACUUCACAGAUUGUAUCAAAUACAGAAGAUGCUCAUGAAGAACAUGCAAGAUCAAGAAAACAUAUGCUUCAACUAUCAACAACAAAAGAACAAGCUUGAUUUGGAACAGCCUGCAACUAAAGACUAUGCUCAAGAUCAUGUGACAGAAACAUUAAACGAUCAAGAAAUCGAGGAAGACGAGUGCGAAAUCGAGCUGACGUUAGGCCCGACGAGUUUUAACCGGAGACGAAGAACGACGAAUAAGCCCGAAUCAUCGGAUUCGGUGCCGAGUUUUUCAUCAUCUUCUACAGGCUCAAGUCAUAUAAAGAGAAUAGAGAGAAUUACAAGAGAGAAUUCAAGUUUUUUGAGUGGCAACAGAAGGAACAACAGUUCUUCUUCAGAUAGAUCACUCAAACAGCCUCCAUGGAUGUAUCAAGUUCUAAGUUUAAACAUGACUUGAAUCCAAGAAAAUGUUUGGUAUAUUUCAAGAUCUUUUUAGGGUUUUUUUUCUUCACUUUUUCUACUUAUAAACUUUCGACUAAUUGUGAUUGUUUGUUUGUGUGAAACUCUAUAGUUUCUUUCCCCCUUUUCAUCUCAUUGAGUUGAUCUUAGCCUUUAGAAGGUAAAAUCCCCUCUCUCUUCUUCUGGAUAUCUUGCUAUAAUGGCUUGUACACAGUGCAUUGAGAUUUGUACAUUGACCAUUUUGGUCUUCUAGCAAUGAUGGUUGUCUCUGAAGUCUUUAUGUGAA